AUGGUUGCUCCUGCUUUACUGACCGCGCAGAACUGCGUUGACCAGAUACAUCUCGUUCUUGGUUCAGGACCCCUAGCGGCAUCGCGUUGCGCCAAGUCACUCGAGGUUGGCGCUCGGCCAGUCGUCGUGUUUCCCGAGUCCGAAGACGUUCAUUUCACUCUCGCCGCCGCAAUUGAACAGGGUCGAGUGCGGUGGCUACAGAGGGAGUUUCAAGAGGCAGAUCUCAAGAAAUUAGGCAGAGAAGAAGUAGAUGGAUAUGUUGAUGCUGUGUUUGUCACUCUGCCGGCAAGAGACCCUCGAACGGGGGAAAUAUCCAGUCUCUGCAAACGGCUGAGAAUACCUGUCAACGUGGUAGACGCUCCGCACCUAUGCACGUUCACACUCCUGUCAACGUACUCCGAUGGUCCACUUCAGAUUGGGAUUACUACGUCAGGCAAUGGCUGCAAGUUGUCAUCCCGCAUCCGGCGUGAGAUUGCAGCGGCUUUGCCGCCGAAAUUUGGUGCUGCUGUGGAAAGGCUGGGUACUGUGCGGAGACAGAUAUGGCACGAGGAUUAUAAGUCUCAGGUGGCUUUCAAUGGAAAUACUCCGGAUGGAGAAGCAGAAGACGAAGAGGCUGCCGCUCAAAAGCAUACCUUUAACUCACUGGUGAAGGAGGAUGACCGCGAUCCGGCUGUUUUGCGGACCCGCCGCAUGCGGUGGCUCUCACAGAUAUGCGAGUACUGGCCCCUCGGUCGGCUUGCAGCAAUUACGGACGCCGAUGUAGCGGCAAUAUUGCAAGCGUACCGAACCACAGCUCAAACGCCUGCUCCUGGCUCCGAUACGACAUCAGCAGUGCUUCCCCCACCACCUCCUCGUAGAGGCACGAUAACUCUGGCUGGGUCUGGGCCAGGUCAUCCAUUUCUCCUCACGAUCGCGACCAAAACAGCUAUAGAAACCGCCCAUUUCAUCUUAGCUGACAAGCUUGUCCCCGCCGAGGUUUUGGAGCUCAUUCCGCGGCGGACUCCUGUUCACAUCGCUCGCAAGUUCCCUGGAAACGCAGACGCCGCACAGGACGAGAUGCAUGAAUUGGCCUUGGAGGCAAUGCAACAAGGCAAAAAUGUUCUACGCCUGAAGCAGGGUGAUCCAUACCUUUACGGCCGAGGCGCCGAAGAAGUGACUUUCUUCCGAGAGCGAGGGUACGAUGUCAGGGUAAUACCUGGCAUUACAAGUGCUCUCUCAGCCGCGACAUUUGCUGACAUUCCAGUUACCCAUCGAGCUGUCGCUGAUCAGGUCGUUAUUUGUACUGGAACUGGACGGAAAGGAGCUGCGCCUGAGCCGCCGUCUUAUCGAAAGAGCAAGACGGUUGUGUUUCUCAUGGCGCUACAUAGGCUGGACAGUCUAGUCAAGAGUCUGACCGAAGAGCAAGAUCACGAGGGUCCGGGACGUGCUUUGUGGCCGUCCAGCACAUCCUGCGCGGUCAUCGAGAGAGCCAGUUGUCCAGACCAAAGAGUGAUUCGGUCUACCCUGGAACAUGUCUGUCAAGCGGUGGAAGCGGAAGGCUCAAGGCCACCAGGCCUCCUGGUUGUCGGCCAUUCCUGCGAAGUACUGCACAAACCUAGCGACGGGAAGAGCUGGUCGGUGGAAGAAGGGUUCAGAGGGUUGGAUGCUGUCGGAUCAACUCCAUCGGAGUUCGAUGUCCUGAAAGAAUUGGAAGCAUCGCCCACGAAAGACGUCAACGGGCAGCCUGAGGUGACAGGGGGUUCGCACCCUCCCUUGUUGCAUCCUGUGAUAGCACAUCCUGGUAUAACAGCUUAA
Molecule: messenger RNA, 1794 nt
Organism: Cladophialophora yegresii CBS 114405
Lineage: Eukaryota; Fungi; Ascomycota; Eurotiomycetes; Chaetothyriales; Herpotrichiellaceae
Product: uroporphyrin-III C-methyltransferase/precorrin-2 dehydrogenase/sirohydrochlorin ferrochelatase
Exons: 1
Coding region: 1-1794 (597 amino acids)
Biological process (GO): siroheme biosynthetic process; sulfate assimilation
Molecular function (GO): uroporphyrin-III C-methyltransferase activity
Source: RefSeq, a predicted model, not a curated record